AUGAUCGAUCAAACAAAUACAAUGCUUUAUGAUAAGACUGUGUUGAAGACAUUUGUAGAGUCACAGCGUCAAGGCAAUGGCUUAUUCAAUGGCGAACUCAAGGACACGUUCCACGCCGUCGGCGCCUUGGCCCGUCUCGGCAUCACCAUCAACCACGACUCUACUCUCUGCAACGAUGUGCGCACAUUGAUCGCCCAACGCAGCUCCGACAUUGAGAGCAUCUUUUACGGUGUCUCCAUCCUGGCUGACCUCAAGUGUCUGGCCGCCAACCCCGUGCCAUUCACCCAGCUGAGCCCCGCCAUCACCAAGGCUCUCGACAGCGGCUCGCUGCAGCAGCUGGCCGACGCCGUCAACGUCAUCUUCUCGUACAUUGAUGCCAAGGUCAAGGUGGACUACGACAUCAAGCAGCUGGAGCCAGUGGCCGACCGUUUGGUCUCGCUCAUGGACCUGGACGGUGAGUUCAAGUCAGAGGCCGCCGACGAGCAGGCAUCCAUCACCAACAACGGUGUUGCAUACUUCACUCUGUCGCGUCUCUCUUACCGUCUCAACUCGCCAGCCGUCACCAAGCUCGUCGAGAAGGUCGUCGCCAAGUUGCCCAGCAUCGUCGAUCAGGGUGACGAGUCCCCCUCCGACUUCCACUGGGUCAACCUUGCCACCACCUCGAGCAUUCUUCGUGGCAUUGUCUCGUUGACAUCACAGAGCGAAAAGGUCAUGGCAAUGAUGCAGCCAUCGCACAUCCAGAGAAUCGGAAACUACUUCUUGAAAUUCAAGCAGCCAUCCUCGUUGGCUGACGCAUUCAACCUGGUCAUUGGUCUCAAGGCCUGUCAAAAGAACAUCAUCGGACAGCCACUCUCAGUGCAGCUCGAGAACAACAUCUUCUCCUCGGCCAAGACCACACCCGUUGCACUGACUGUGCGCGACAUCUUUGACCAGGACGUCACCUCCGAUGUCACCAUCAACAAGCUGGUCCUCUCGACCGCUCGCUCCAACUCCCUUCUCUCGGGUAAGGCUCUCGGAGCCCCCAAGAAUGGCGUGUACUCCACCGACUUGACCGACCUUAAGCUCGGCUCCUACGUCCUUGACCUCAAGGUCGUCCCAACUGGUGAGAACUUCAACACUUUCACCGUGUCGCGCACCUUCACCAUCACCGGCGCCGUCAGCGUCACCGACUUCAAGCUCGUCGUCGCCGAGACCAAGGACGCCCUGGCCAAGUCCAAGACUGUUUACAACGUGGACUACAUGAAGCAGUUGCCCGAGCUCGUUGUCAUUCCCGCCAAGUCGGUCGGCCAGAUCUCCUUCCGCGUCGUCAGUUCGACAGGAGUUGCAUUCAACGCCCAGCAGGUCGGAAUUAGAUUCUCCUCGCCAAUCGCUGAGACCGUCGUCCAGGCCAUCUUCAACGCCGAGACCUACACCUACCUCAUCAGCAAGGAUAUGGGCAAGCUGGUUGGAUUCAACUCGGGCGACUACCAAGUCACCUUGAUCGUUGGCGACCACUCCAUCACCCCACUCACCUGGAACGUUGGUAAGGUCCAGCUUGCCUUUGCCGGCAAGCCAGUGCCCACCACUCGUUUCCCAGAGCACAAGCCAAUCAGCCAUGUGUUCCGCCAGCCCGAGGCACGUCCAAAGGAGAUCGUGUCCCAGGUCUUCACCCUCAUCGUCUUGGCCCCAGCCCUCAUCUUCUUGCUCGGUCUCCCAAUCGUUGGCGUCAACGUCAGCCUCCCCACUGGCAUGGGCUUCAUCUACACCACUGCCUUUGUCGGAUGCAUUGCCGCCGUCGCUCUGUUGAUCAUCACCUACUGGCUCUCGAUGACCAUGGUCGUCACUCUCCAAUACCUCGGUGUACUUUUAAUCCCAACCGUCUUCUUUGGACAGAAGACCUUGUCAUACUAUGCCCAAGAGAGACUGACAAAGAUCAAGAGAGACUAA
Molecule: messenger RNA, 1926 nt
Organism: Acytostelium subglobosum LB1
Lineage: Eukaryota; Evosea; Eumycetozoa; Acytosteliales; Acytosteliaceae
Exons: 2
Coding region: 1-1926 (641 amino acids)
Biological process (GO): protein N-linked glycosylation
Cellular component (GO): oligosaccharyltransferase complex; membrane
Source: RefSeq, a predicted model, not a curated record